Panicum hallii is the source of this 3434-nucleotide messenger RNA. RefSeq names its product ABC transporter G family member 25. The record is from RefSeq and is a predicted model, not a curated record. NCBI's taxonomy places the organism in Eukaryota, Viridiplantae, Streptophyta, Magnoliopsida, Poales, Poaceae. Bases 31 to 3114 code for a protein of 1027 amino acids. Gene Ontology annotation, molecular function: ABC-type transporter activity; ATP hydrolysis activity; ATP binding. The transcript has 15 exons.
UGGCCGUGGUUGACCCGCGGCGGCCACACCAUGCGCGCCCUGCCGCUCCUCCUCGCCGCCGCGGCGCUGCUCCUGGCGCUGCCCCCCCCGGCGCGGUGCCAGCAGCUGCCGCCGUCCGUGCCGCUCGACCGCGCGCCGCCGCCGCUCGCGCAGGUGCUCCAGGGCGCGCCGCCGCUGCCGGCCGUGCAGCAGGACCUCGAGGCCGACCUCCGGCGCCUCACCGACGAGCUCACCGCCCAGCUGCAGAAGAAGUACGCCUUCUGCAUGGCCGACGUGAAGAAGGAUUUGAACCAGACGUUCAACUUCACCUCCGACUUUAGCUUCGCCUCCGACUGCAUGGAGCAAACCAGAGGGAACAUGGCCGGGAUGCUGUGCGGUAGAGCUGAAGUGGAGGUGUACAUCAAAAGCUUGGCUAGCUCUGGCAGUCGUAGCAGCUCCAGGAUAAGUAAGAACUGCAAUCGAAACUCAUGGGCACUUGGGUGCCAGCCCGGCUGGGCUUGCAUGUCGUUGAGUGAUGAGUCAUCUGACGAAUCGGUUCCAUCAAGAACACUGAACUGCAGGCCAUGCUGUCCGGGUUUCUUCUGCCCCCGUGGCCUGACAUGCAUGAUACCUUGUCCUUUGGGUGCUUACUGUCCUCUUGGGACAUUGAAUGACACUACUGGCCUUUGCGAUCCGUAUUUUUACCAAAUAACUCCAGGAAUGAACACUGCAUGCGGUACUGCAGAUUCUUGGGCUGAUAUUGUUAGAACCAAUGAUGUCUUCUGCCCUCCAGGGCACUACUGUCCAACCACAACCCAGAAACACAACUGUAGCGAUGGGUACUAUUGCCGCAAAGGUUCCACCAAUGAGAAGAAGUGCUUUUGGAAAAACACUUGCAAGGAUAAUGCAAUAAAAGAAGAUUUGACUUUAUAUGGCGUUAUAUUAAUUGCUAUCUUGAGCUUUGUUUUGCUACUGGUGUACAAUUGCUCUGGCCUAUUCAUUACCAUUCAAGUAAAAAUGUCAUCUAGAGCUCGUAAAAAGGCUGCAAAAAAGGCAAACAAAUCAGCCGCAGCACGUGAAAGAUGGAAAUUAGCAAAAGAACUUGCGAUACGACAUGAGGUAGAAAUGCCUGAGUCUUUCAAUACACCUCAGCAAUCAGCUACAUCAUCUAAUGGAGGACUAAAUGGUGCUGAAGCUAAUGCUAAUGGAUCCAAAAAUCACGAAAAUCUAACUCAGGUUCACACUGAAAGGUUUGGGCGUGCAUAUAAUCAGAUUGGAACAGAUAGAACUAUGAAGACAAACAAUGAUAAAUUAUCGUUCGCUGGAGUGGUGUCUCUAGCUACUGAAGAUAGACCGCAAAGGCCAAUGCUUGAAGUGGCUUUCAAAGGUCUAACACUAUCUAUUGGGAAAAAGAAACUUCUGCAAUGUGUUACAGGAAAACUUUCACCAGGUAGGGUAACAGCUAUCAUGGGCCCUUCUGGAGCAGGAAAGACUACUUUUCUCAAUGCUGUGUUAGGUAAAACGUCGGGGUAUAAGAAGGAUGGGCUAGUCCUUAUAAAUGGGAUACCUGAAUCAAUGCAGUCAUAUAAGAAGAUCGUUGGUUUUGUUCCACAAGAUGAUAUUGUCCACGGGAAUCUGACUGUCGAGGAGAAUCUUCGGUUUAGUUCAUGUUGCAGGUUAAGCAAAGGCAUGUCAAGAUCUCACAAGGUUCGAGUUCUUGAACGGGUUAUUGAAUCAUUAGGACUUCAAGAAAUCAGAAAUUCCCUUGUAGGGACAGUGGAGAAGCGGGGUAUUUCUGGAGGACAAAGGAAGCGUGUAAAUGUUGGGAUUGAAAUGGUUAUGGAACCAUCUCUUCUGAUAUUAGACGAGCCAACUACAGGCUUAGACAGUGCUUCCUCUCAGCUACUUCUAAGGGCUCUUCGACAUGAAGCACUUGAAGGCGUAAAUGUUUGUGCAGUGGUUCACCAACCAAGCUAUACUUUGUUCAACAUGUUUGAUGACUUUGUCCUUUUGGCAAGAGGUGGCCUUAUUGCUUAUCAUGGACCUGUAAGUGAAGUUGAAACGUACUUUGCAGGCCUGGGGGUCAAGGUGCCAGACCGUGAGAAUCCCCCAGACUAUUUCAUUGACAUUUUAGAGGGAAUAGUAAAGACAAAAAUUAGGGGAAAUGUGACUCCUAAACACUUACCACUCCUUUGGGUGCUACAUAAUGGCUAUGAAGUUCCAGAUGAUUUUCAGAAGGACCUUGAGAAUAUUAAUACAAUUCGUGAGUUAUAUACUGUUCGGUCCAUUUCUAGCGAACAUUCUUUGGCAGAACAGACGGAGAAUACAGAUUCUGCACACCACAAUGUGAGACAAUCAAAUAAAUCACUGGAAAGAAAAACACCUGGUGUUUUUGCACAGUAUGGGUACUAUUUGGGGAGGGUGGCAAAGCAACGGCUGCGUGAAUCUACACAACAGGCCGUUGAUUACUUAAUAUUGUGUAUUGCUGGCAUAUGCAUUGGGACAAUUGCUAGAGUUCGAGAUGAUUCUUUCGGUGUAGCUUCUUAUGGAUAUACCAUAAUGGCAGUUUCACUAUUAUGUCAGCUUGCGGCAUUGCGGUCAUUUUCACCAGAAAAGUUGCAAUAUUGGAGGGAGAGAGAAUCUGGCAUGAGCUCUCUAGCUUACUUUCUCGCAAGAGAUACUAUUGAUCACUUCAAUACUGCUGUUAAGCCAAUCAUCUUUCUCUCAACUUUUUAUUUCUUCAACAACCCACGGUCGACUCUUAGAGACAAUUAUUUGGUUUUGCUGGCACUAAUUUAUUGUGUAACCGGCAUAGGUUACACCUUUUCUGUUUGGUUUGAGCUUGGAUUAGCUCAGUUGUUUUCUGCAAUAGUACCUGUUGUGCUGGUCCUGGUGGGCACUAAACCAGACCUUCCGCGGUUUAUAAAGGAAUUAAGCUAUCCAAAGUGGGCCCUAGAAGCUUUCAUCAUUGCAGGAGCAAAAGAGUAUUCAGGUGUGUGGCUGAUCACUAGAUGUGGAGCAUUGCUCCAAGGCGGCUAUGAUAUCAACAAUUUUGGUCUUUGCAUCACCAUUAUUAUGCUUCAUGGUGUACUCUUCCGGCUUGUUGCGUAUCUUAGUCUGUUAAAGCUGAAAUAGAUGUCUGCCAUCUUAUGGACUCUAGCGAUAAAGACUAGUGUUCGCUUACCGUACUCACGGACUCGAGCCCAACCUAUAGAGGAGGCACUUCGACUUUUUUGUAUAUACUGUACGAAAGAAGGCUCGUCUAGGAAGCUGUACACUCAGUAUAUGAAUUACACUCAGGAGUAUAUGAAUAUUGUGAAAUAGAUAUAAGAUUUAGAAUCACCAUUCCUGUCCAUAAACCCGUUGGAAUGGAACACCGAACAAUAAUUUUUGAAUGUAUGUACACACAAUUCUUUUAUACAAUGAAAUUUAUCAUUGCAUCAUCGAUAUUCGAA